Effrenium voratum is the source of this 477-nucleotide messenger RNA. Lineage: Eukaryota; Dinophyceae; Suessiales; Symbiodiniaceae. The record is from the annotation of a GenBank genome assembly.
AUGGCCAUGGUGGCGCAGCUCGCCACACCCGGUGGCUAUGGAGUCACGCAGACGGAUAGCAAUGGCGUGAAAGUCAUUACCAGCAACGAGGGCGAAGUCUUAGGCUUCUCAGUGAGCCAGGCCGCCCAGGUGUACACCAUGGUGGAUCGAAUACUUCAGAGCCAGAGGAUUUUGGCUUUGCCGCUGGCCGAUCGCUACACGCUGGCUGGCAAGGUGGCCGCUGUGCCGGAGGAGCACGGCCGCCUCAUCGAGCGCUUGGCCUCCAAUGUGGCCACCGCCUUCAGCGAGGCUAGCGCGCUGAACGCGCUGUACCUCGUUGACAUCUGCAAGGAGCUGGUGCCUGGGUUCAAGGACAAGAUCCCAGCCGGGCGCCUCGAGAGCGCUGCAGAGCUCACCAACCACCAGCGCGCCAAGGACUAUGUCCUGCAGGGCCAACGGCCAGACGAGUCGGAAGACUCGGACGAGAAAGGGGAAUGA